Botrytis cinerea B05.10 is the source of this 2579-nucleotide messenger RNA. RefSeq lists its product as hypothetical. Bases 576 to 2252 code for a protein of 558 amino acids. NCBI's taxonomy places the organism in Eukaryota, Fungi, Ascomycota, Leotiomycetes, Helotiales, Sclerotiniaceae. The transcript is spliced from 3 exons. The record is from RefSeq and is a predicted model, not a curated record.
GAUCAAUCACUCUUUCAACUUCGUCGUUGCACACAUCCCGUAGAGGAAAAAGUCAACCGCGACAUACACAUCCAUAUCAUUGGUUUACAGUUGCAAGUGCUCGAGUACAUCAUCCACUCUCAUCAAGCAAUUGAUUGGAAGGGAAGCAAACCUGAGAAACGACAAUAUAUGGCAUAUGCAUACUCGUAAUCCCAAUCAUAAUCAUAAUCAUAAUUCACGCGACUUUUGCCCCAGCAUCGACCGAGGCGUGCGAGGGUACUUUCUCCAUAACAAUAAUUCCAGCAACAUCACAGCCAAAGAUUCUUCGCAUCAGAGAGAAGCAUUUUCCCUCGAUGGUCAAUAGUAUCCACGUCAAAGCGUAUCAAGCAACGAUUGGGGAUCUGAUAUAUUAAUCGCACAUCUUUGAGAAAUACCAUUUCUUCCACACUCGGAUCUCAUGAGGGGUUUGCAGGGUGCGUGAGAAUCAAAGCUCCAUACAAUAAACAACCCCUCAGAAUACCGAAAGAAAACAUCUGGGGAUAAGGAAGACCGUCACCGUCACCGUCACCGUCACCACCACCAUCGUCAUCAUCAUCAUGUUUGGUAAUUUUGCAAGUUUUGCACCGCAACCUACCACAGCUGAUGGUAAGCCUCGGACCAUCCCACCACCAACUCCACUCACGUUUCCUUCAAGUACACCCCAAUCGCCAGAGUAUGUUUCUUCAGGCGAUGUACCCCUAGUCACGUUUCUUCAGACUAUUCAUCGACCAACGGAUAUAAAAUCAUCCCAUUUCGAAAGACUAGGUGUUCACGUCGUCCCAAAUGUAUCUCCUCAAGAGUUCUUACCGGAUCCUUCGUUCCUCCCCCCGGAUGAAGAAUGGACAAAUAUCUCCGAAGAAGAUUUAGAAGAUGCAACGACAGCAAGUAAAAAGCUUUUAAGUAAUGGCAAUAAAGGUCCUGGAGUGAAAGCUUAUCUGGACCGCCGAAGGGAACUUUCGAUUGACAAUACAGCUGCUUUUCGCACUGUCAGGAGAAUUCCCCAAGUAAAGGGCACACCAGUAGCUCGUUUGGGCAAUGCGUAUGAAUUCUACAAGAAUUUGGAAGUCUUCUCGGGCUACUGGGUUGACACCUCGCUUCCAAAAAUCGCCACCUCUCCUUCUGACGCCGCCGAAAAUGGUGCCGAGAAUCAAAGCGGAGAAACCAAAGAAGGUGAAGCUAAAAUUCCGCUCCAUCAACAAACUCACGUCCGGACUGGCACUGGUUCCCAGCUCCCUCACGAAUUCCGUCAAGGUCUUACAACUUCCUUCAUGAAACUCGUCGCCUACGACUUCGGCUGUAACGUUUCCUUUCCACGUGUCGAACCUCGUCUCCAUAUUCAUCCACCAAAGUCACAAUCCUCAUUCCCUCCAUCUCAGUUCUCCGCUAUGGGCAUCACUAUGAUCUACCGUGCUCCUACCGACCGAAAUUCCUCUCGCGCAGGCAUCCUUGAAGGUCCCCUAGCAGCUCUCUCAUGCCGGUCAUCAACAUCCUUCACCACUCCCCUCGACUCUAACCUAGAUCUUGCUCGUGAAGUAAUCACGAUAUUGCUCACGGCUCAACAAAGGAACCGUGAAGGGAAGACCGAAAAGCCUUUUGGUGAGGGGAAGUGGUGGACUACUGUUCCUCGCUGGGGUGGUGGGAAAGGUGGUCCUAUCGGCAAAGAAAUUGAACCAACCUCUUCUAAUUCUUCGUCCGCUUCUUCAUCUUCAGGAGAUAAAUCCAUUAUUUCUGACAUCAAAUCUAAAAUCGGCGGUAUAAAUCCCCUCCCUUCUCUUCAAUCCAUGACUCCGGAAAGACGCCCCCCUCAGAAGAAGCCUCGCACAACGCGUCAAGGCGGUCAAUCUCAGAUGUAUGAAAAUUACCGCAAAAUGAUGCCCCCGUCCAGCACGUGGGAUAAAAAGGUACGUUACAUGGCGAUUGGCAAACCGGGUGGUGUGCAGGGGAAUCUGGAUGAUGUGUUUUUGGUUAGUUGUUUGAAUCACCAUAUUAGCUUUCUGAGGGGAAGAGUUGGGGAGGAGAUUCUAGAGAUUCUGGAUGGGGAGAAGGUUGGAGAGGGGGGGUAUGGGAGAACGGUGAUUUGGAGAACGAAGUGGUAUGAUUUGUUCAAGAAAGAGGAUAGAGUGGAGGCUAUGCAAAUUAUCUGGGGAAUAAUGGCUUGGGGGAUGAGGGGGGAGGAGACCAGGGAGGGGAAGGUGGAUGAGGGAGGGCAAGAGAAAAUGGAUAUGAAUAAGUAGGUUAAUGGUAACUUGGAAAAUGGUUGCUGUGCUUGUAGCAUCUCUUCGUAGAUGCAUUUGGAUUUGGGCUCAGUGAAUUAUUCUUGCAUGUUCUGAAGCGUGCUUGAAUGCGGAUGAAUGGAAAGGAAUGGAAAGGAAUGGAUAUCGAAAGCGAGCUAGCCAGAGAUGAUUGAAAAAUUGGAGAGAUAAAAGGACGAAUGAUCUAACGGAUGAACGAAUGGAUGGAUGAAUGGGUGGAUGGAGAGUACAUACAUACCAUAGAUAGACGAGCAUGAAAAUCAAAAUGCUUGCUGGAUAUUUGAAAUGGAUGAAAGUGGGCAGUAUCCA